UAAUAACCGUGCUGGUGGUGGAGGGGAUCGCCGUGGCCCAGAAGACCCAAGGUGGACAGAACAUUGGAAUCAAGCACAUGCCCGCCACCCAGUGCGGCAUUUGGGUUCGAACCAGCAAUGGGGGCCACUUUGCUUCCCCAAAUUAUCCUGACUCAUACCCGCCAAACAAGGAAUGCAUCUACAUUUUGGAAGCUGCCCCCCGCCAGAGGGUAGAGCUGACCUUCGACGAACACUUCUACAUAGAACCGUCUUUCGAAUGUCGCUUCGAUCACCUGGAAGUUCGGGACGGGCCGUUUGGCUUCUCUCCGCUCAUCGAUCGGUUCUGCGGCGUGAAGAGCCCUCCGCUGAUCAGAUCCACAGGGCGGUUCAUGUGGGUCAAGUUCAGUUCUGACGAAGAGCUCGAAGGACUGGGGUUUCGAGCAAAGUACUCGUUCAUUCCAGAUUGCCAGUUCGAGCUCUCGGGAGCGGAUGGGAUAGUGCGAUCCAGUCAGGUGGAACAGGAGGAGAAGACGAAGCCCGGCCAAGCGGUGGACUGCAUAUGGACAAUCAGGGCUACUCCGAAGGCCAAGAUCUAUUUGAGGUUCCUAGACUAUCAGAUGGAGCACUCCAACGAGUGCAAGAGAAACUUCGUCGCCGUCUAUGACGGAAGCAGUUCCAUUGAAAACCUGAAGGCCAAGUUCUGCAGCACGGUGGCCAAUGACGUCAUGCUCAAAACAGGAGUCGGCGUGGUCCGCAUGUGGGCGGACGAAGGCAGCCGGCUCAGCAGGUUCAGAAUGCUCUUCACCUCCUUUGUGGAGCCUCCCUGCACGGGCAGCACUUUCUUCUGCCACAGCAACAUGUGCAUCAACAACUCCUUGGUCUGCAACGGGGUGCAGAACUGCGCGUACCCCUGGGACGAAAACCACUGCAAAGAAAAGAAAAAGGCAGGACUAUUUGAACAACUCACUCGGACUCACGGGACAAUCAUCGGCAUCACGUCGGGGGUCGUCUUGGUCCUUCUCAUCAUUUCUAUUCUAGUGCAAGUGAAGCAGCCUCGGAAGAAGGUCAUGGCUUGCAAAGCUGCCUUCAAUAAGACUGGGUUCCAGGAGGUGUUCGACCCGCCGCACUACGAGCUGUUCUCCCUGCGGGACAAGGAGCUGUCCUCGGACCUGGCCGACCUGUCGGAGGAGCUGGACGGCUACCAGAAGCUGCGCCGCUCGUCCUCCGCCUCCCGCUGCGUGCACGACCAUCACUGCGGGUCGCAGGCCGCCAGCGGCAAGCAGAGCCGGACCAACCUCGCCUCCGUGGAGCUGCCCUUCCGCAACGACUUUGCACAACCACAGCCCAUGAAAACGUUCAACAGCACCUUCAAAAAGAGUAGCUACACGUUCAAGCAGGCGCACGAGUGCCCCGAGCAGGCCCUGGAAGACAGAGUGAUGGAGGAGAUCCCGUGCGAAAUCUACGUCCGGGGCCGAGAAGAUUCCGCACAGGCGUCCAUCUCCAUCGACUUCUAACCUCCCCCUGCAGACGACCCCCGGUCGCCAAGGACGUGUGUCCGCAGCCUCCAGGGCACCCAGCGUCUUCAGCGGCCAGCCCUUUGCUCCUGUCCAAUCUGCAGAGCCUUUCACGUCCCGGCCACCUGUUGUAACAGUGACGUUUUUAUGAUCUCAGGCAGUUGUGUAUGUUGAGCCA
Molecule: messenger RNA, 1671 nt
Organism: Molossus molossus (Pallas's mastiff bat)
Lineage: Eukaryota; Metazoa; Chordata; Mammalia; Chiroptera; Molossidae
Gene: NETO2
Product: neuropilin and tolloid like 2
Exons: 7
Coding region: 78-1493 (471 amino acids)
Molecular function (GO): protein binding
Source: RefSeq, a predicted model, not a curated record